Microthlaspi erraticum is the source of this 660-nucleotide messenger RNA. The record is from the annotation of a GenBank genome assembly. Lineage: Eukaryota; Viridiplantae; Streptophyta; Magnoliopsida; Brassicales; Brassicaceae.
AUGGAACUAACCACGGUGCAGUGCAAUCUCACUGUUAGUCCCUAUGCGUUUCCACCACCACUCACCGACAUCUCAGUCUCUAUCGACCUCAGAAUGUUCCGACACACAGUUUGCUUGGCGCCGUUAGCCCGAGAGUGCAAUAUCAUAAAAGAACACAAACUUGUUUGUCCUCCAAUAGAAAUCAAAGGCCAAUUCACCAUCGCCACCGAAACAGUAACCGAUGGACAGAUUGAUGCUAUGCUGAAAUUGUCACUGCCCAAAAUGGUAAAGAGUUGGCUUCGAAAACGCGUAGCCGCUUUGAUCACUUCCAAGGCCGCCGCGCAUAUGACCGGUGGUCAUCACCAUGGUUACUCGAUUAAAGGAGAUGUGGACGUAAUAUUCGAGAGAUGUGUCCCUGAUUCUUAUGACCUGGCCGGCUUGCCCUCACUGAAGGUGGAGGAUAUCAAAAGGGAUAGUUGUCCGAUAUGUUUAGGAGAUAUAUCGGGUGGUCAAAGUUGCAUGGCGUUCCAUUGUUCCCAUCUUUUUCACAAAGAUUGUGUUUGGGGGUGGCUAAGGAACAACAUUACUUGCCCAAAUUGUCGCCGCUGUCUCUGUGGAAAAGGGACUUGUAAAUGUAUUAAACCUACUGUUUCUUCUCAUGAUGAUGAUGAUGAUGAUUGA